AUGAAGACAUCGCAGAUCGUACUCACAUCGCUCUCCGUCCUCGGAGUGGCGGGUCUCGGAUACGCCGUCUACUUUGACCACCGUCGUCGAACCGACCCUGCCUUCCGCAAGAGUCUGCGCAAGGAGAGCAAAAAGACGUCCAAGGCCGACAAGAAGCAGGCCGCCAAGCGCGCACAGCAGGAGGAGGGCUUCAUCGAGGAGCUGCUGCAAGAGAUCCGUACACCUGGCGUCUUCCCAUCCGGCGUCGAGGAGCGCGAGCAAUACUUCCUCAAGUACGUCUCGCUCGGCGAACAGCUCUUCGCCAUGGGCACCGACAAGUACCUCGAUGCUGCGGCUGCCUUCUUCCGAGCGCUCAAGGUGUACCCUCAGCCGGUGGAGUUGAUCAUGAUCUACCAGAAGGCCGUGCCCAAGGAGGUGUUCGACACCAUCAUGAAGAUCGUCAGCAAGGACAUCGCUACGGGUGGUGGUGGAGAAGGUGCAGAUGGCAUGUCGGCUGCCAGCCUCGAUGAGGUGGAUGACGAUGGACCGUCCCCUGCUGCCGCCAAGAAGGUCGAUGCAGAUGCUGAGGACAAGGAGGACGAGGACAGCCAGGACAUGGAAGCUUCCACCUCGACCACCACCACCUCCUCCCCCGCAAAAGCACCAGCAGCACCCACCACCGACAGCGGAACCACUUCCAGCCAGGAAUGGGACACUCUCUCGGCUACCAGCCUCAACGAGACCGGCGUCAUGGUGCCCCCCACCGUUCCCGCCUCCACCUCGGAGCAGAGCGCAAGCUCGACCAAGCCCGAGGAGCCCAAGCCUUCCAGCAUCGACACGUCCGCCGAGUCGCUCUCGACACCAUCGCCGUCCAAGCAGAACUUCACAUCGGGCUGGAGCCCCGCGCCCGUUUUCGGAGGCGCUUCCAGCCCGCGCGCCGAGAAGAAGGCUUCGCUCGAGAGCGAUUCUGAGAAGUAA
Pseudozyma hubeiensis SY62 is the source of this 957-nucleotide messenger RNA. Its product is annotated as import receptor subunit tom-20. Gene Ontology annotation, cellular component: mitochondrial outer membrane translocase complex; mitochondrial outer membrane. Gene Ontology annotation, molecular function: transmembrane protein transporter activity. The record is from RefSeq and is a predicted model, not a curated record. NCBI's taxonomy places the organism in Eukaryota, Fungi, Basidiomycota, Ustilaginomycetes, Ustilaginales, Ustilaginaceae. Bases 1 to 957 code for a protein of 318 amino acids. The transcript has a single exon. Gene Ontology annotation, biological process: protein import into mitochondrial matrix; tRNA import into mitochondrion; protein targeting.